AGACUGUAAUCAGUUUUGGGAUUUUUGUUUCUUCCAUUUUUUAUCAGACUAAACGGAAACCUAUCUUGCUUUUGAAGUUUAGUUCAUGACUUGUCUUCUAUCUAAAGGAAAUUACGUUCUCUUUUCUUUUUCGGAUAAUGGAUAUUUCCAGUUCUUACCUGGCGUUUGAUGGAAAGGUGAAUGAGCUGAUUACAUCUGAGCAGGAAAGGGACUCCUUGUUUGAGGCUUUGAAAAAAUAUCAAACGUCCUCAGAUGUGAUAAGACUUGUCAAUGAUCUCAAGAGACUUAUCAAUGAGCCAUCUAAACUGGAAAUUUAUGACACAAUCAGACCUCUGAUACGCCCCCAACACCAGCAGCAUUAUGAUAAACUUGCACCAAAAGCUCCAGGUCAAAGGUUACGGGUGAUCAAAUUACGCCGGAGGACAACAGAAAGUUUUGGAUUUGCUGUUAGAGGAGGGUUUGAGCAUGGUGUUGGAAUAUUUGUGUCACAUGUGGAACCUGGCUCACAGGCAGACCAUAAAGGGCUCAAGAUGGGAGAUGAGAUUGUGCGAGUUAAUGGAUUUACGAUCAUCCAGGCAAUUCAUGAGGAGGUGCUUAAUCUGAUAAAGGGGCGGGAUGAGAUAGAGCUCAAAGUCACAAAUAUUGGUAUGGUGCCCAUUAAGCAAAAGCCGACUGAUCCAGUUACUUGGCAGUAUGUGGAUAAGCCAGGGCUUAACAAGUCUCAGGUGUCAAGGUCAUCCGAUCCUGGACAGGAAAAUCUUGUGAAGAUAUUUAUUAAUCUACAUGGAGCUCCAGGUCUUGGGUGCAGUAUUAUCAGUGGACCAUCGCAUUUCCCUGGUAUCUUUAUCGAGACUGUACGACCUGGCAGUUUGGGAGAAGAUUACAACCUAGAAGUGGGGGACCAAAUCAUGGAAGUGAAUGGAAAAAGUUUUGAGAAAAUCAAACACAAGGAGGCCAUUGUAGAACUUAAAGGAAGCAAAGAACUUAACAUGGUCAUCAAGAAAGCAGUGGGUUUGCCAUUGCUGAACUUAAAACAGAAGAAUUUGGGAGAAAGCCCUGCUCUUGCCAAGAAAGAGACUAAGAAAGAGCCCCAACCCCAGCCACAGGAGGAAGACAGUGGGGAAGUUAUCUGUGAAAUUUUAGAGGAAGAUUUGUAUGCCAAGGUGGAGAAAAAGAACUGGGAAGAAGAACAAGAACAGUUAAGGAAACAGAAAGCUGAGGAAGCAGUGAAAGAACAGUUUCGACAACAUGAACUUCAGAAAAAAAUGGAGGAAGAAAGGAGGAAGAGGGAGGAACAAGAGAGGAGAGAGGCGGAGGAAGAGGAAGAAAGAAUCAGGGAGGAAGAAGAACAGAUAAGGAAGGUAGAAGAGCAGCGUCGUCAGUUGGAAGAGCUUAGAAUACAACAGGAGGAAAUAGCUCGAGCAGAGGAAAAAAGGAAAGAAGAGGAGAGAAAGAAAGAAGAAAAAAGAAAGAAAGAAGAGGCAGCUAGAAGACAAGAACAGGAAGAAGAAAGAAAAAGACAAGAAAUUAUUGCAAAGAAACAACAGUUCGCUAAACUAUUCAGAGAAAGGUCAGCGGUGUUAGCUGGAAGAUCUGGACCCUCAAACUCCAUGAAACCUACUCUUCUAGGAGCUGCACCGGGUGCACAGACAUCAUUUGGAGGUGGUGGUAAAAUGAAAGAAGUUGUAGUGAUUUUGGAGGAAAGCACACCUUUAGAUAUUGAGAUUGAAGGUGGUACAGACUCUCCACUUGGAGGGAAAAUUGUCAUUUCAGAGGUCUUCCCAGGAGGUGCUGUAGAUAAAAAUGGCAAGAUAAAGAAGGGUGAUCAGAUUCUGAAGGUAAACGGUGAGAGUUUGGACAGUAUCAGUCUGGCAGACGCUAAUGAGAAACUCUGGCAGGUAGAACAAGAAUGUCUCCCAGGGGAUGGCAUUACGUUUGUUGUUGUAGAAUCUGACUUGAAUCACGAUGAUGAAGUUACCUUCUUCUGACUUGGAUCAUCUGGAAGUGGACAAGCAAAGUGUUUACUCAGAACAAUACAGUAUAUAUUCUAGUGAUAGUGUUCCUAUUACAUAUAUCCACUAGUGUCUCAUACUAGUAUUUAGCCUCUACAACAACCACAGGCGACAAGAAAUUCCUGUCAGCCAUAUAUUGAAAAUUAAUUAUAAGUUUCUCUUAAUACUUUUAUUUUGAACUCUUUAUACAAUAUACUAAAACAAAAUUGUCAACGUUAUGUGUUGAAAAUUGUAAGAUUCAGCAUAAACAGUCAAAUCAGUGAUUUUAAGUGGUUGUGCCAAACAAGGAAAAAGAUACCACAAACACUACAUAGCAAGUGCACAGUUCAUAGGGUUUUUAUUUUUCAAUGGUUGUACCUACUUUCCCCCUAAAUUUUGGUUUCCUGAAGCAUAAAUAAAAGGAAGGACUUCACAAAAUGACCAGAUAGUAAUUUCCACCUGGGACUAAGCCACUGUUUUUUCAACAACAUUGAUGUACACUAUAUCGGCUGUUCACAACGUUCAUCCAUCUUUUAUCAGCAAUGAUCUUUUUUAAAACUGUUACUAUAAUAAUGAUGUAAUUUUUUGUACACCAUUUUUAAUUAAAAUCAAAUUCAUGCCAGGUUUUCAGUAUUAUAUACAAAAAAAUGUACUGUUAAAUUAUCAUUCAUUGUGGACUUAAUUUUGUGAGUUUCAUAGUUUUGUCAAUCCAGAUGAAUGAAUAAAACUCCAAUAUACCUGUA
Molecule: messenger RNA, 2734 nt
Organism: Mercenaria mercenaria
Lineage: Eukaryota; Metazoa; Mollusca; Bivalvia; Venerida; Veneridae
Product: harmonin-like
Exons: 22
Coding region: 138-1988 (616 amino acids)
Cellular component (GO): cilium; plasma membrane; stereocilia ankle link complex
Molecular function (GO): protein binding
Source: RefSeq, a predicted model, not a curated record